UGUGGCCAACCAACCUCUCUUCCAUGGAUAACUCAAUGGCCUCAGCCAGGCACCACUCGACUCAUCCACGCCGCCAUGGCCGCUCCCCUCUCCAACCUCAACGCCACAUCGACUCCGCCGAACCUCCACAACCCGAGCAAAAGAUCGCCGGCCGGAGUCACCACUUUCUCCCCCUCCAAUUUCAAAUCUCCCCCUCCAUUAAUAUCAAGAAGAGCUUCUCUAGGCCUCUCCACGGCGGUCACUCUGUUUCAGCAGCUGGGGAUCCGGCCAUCGACGGCCGCCGAGCAGGUGGACACGCCAGGUGACAACGGCCUGUGGCUGACCGGCCCCAUUCCCUCUCCGACCGUCACCAACAAGAUCGAGAACAAGGAGACGGGAACGAGGUCGUUCCUGAGGAAUGGGAUCUUCAUGGCGGAGAUCGGGGAGAUGACUGCGUACCGGCUGAAGCACUACGCCUUCGAUCUGCUGGCUCUGGCCGACCUGAUCGAGCAAAUGGACGCGUGGAACUACGUGAGGAUGUACCUGUGCCUGCGCUCCACCGUCAUGUACUACGACUUCGACAAGGUUAUCUCCGCCGCCGCCGACGACCAGAAGCCGCUUCUCACCGACCUCGCCAAUCGACUCUUCGACAGCGUCGAGAAGCUUGAAGCGGCAGUGAAGCAGAAGAGCGAGCCGUUGACGAGGUCGUGCUACGCUGAGACAGAAGUGAUUCUCAAGGAAGUAAUGAGCCGAAUGGCUUGAUUUGAACACAAGCUGCUGUAGUUUUGCUUUUGAUUUAUUACUCGAAAAUCUUUUGGUAAUAAUCUUCUUUGAAUCAGAGGCAAAUGCUGUUCAAAAACUUAUCCAUGAAGGCAAUGACAUCAUUAAAUAGCCCUACAUUCCAAUGA
This is a messenger RNA of Zingiber officinale, 887 nucleotides long. Its product is annotated as photosynthetic NDH subunit of lumenal location 3, chloroplastic-like. The coding region runs from base 76 to 741 and encodes 221 amino acids. Gene Ontology annotation, biological process: photosynthesis; photosynthetic electron transport chain. Gene Ontology annotation, molecular function: calcium ion binding. The transcript has 3 exons. Lineage: Eukaryota; Viridiplantae; Streptophyta; Magnoliopsida; Zingiberales; Zingiberaceae. The record is from RefSeq and is a predicted model, not a curated record. Gene Ontology annotation, cellular component: photosystem II; photosystem II oxygen evolving complex; extrinsic component of membrane.